Messenger RNA from Cladocopium goreaui, 783 nucleotides. Lineage: Eukaryota; Dinophyceae; Suessiales; Symbiodiniaceae. The record is from the annotation of a GenBank genome assembly.
AGCUCUGAAAAGCCACCAGAGCUGAACUUAUCUCCAUUUUCCUAUCAACCCUUGGCACCGCCAUGGUGCUGUUGUACCGGGUGUUUCUGGUGGCAUUGGGAUUGCUGGUUUCGGGUUCCAGCUCCGAGAGCUGUGAAGAUGAGCAAUGCAUGUCCUUCAUGCAGAUGAAACUGGAAACACACCACCAUUUGGAUGGACAAGCCAAAAGUGCUGCGCAAGGAGUCUGCUUGCAGUCCAUGACCUGGGAAACUUAUCGCAAACCUAUCAGACAGGUAGUGCAGGAACAUCCUGAGAAUGAUGGAUGGUGCACUUACGGCCUCAUGGGCCACAUCUUCUCCAGCUGUGCUGUCGCUCGACGCCUUCAGAGCCUCGAAGGACUUCAGAGCAGUGCUCCGCUGGAGGACUCGUACUGUUCUGUAAAUGGAUGGUAUGAUUUGCCAGUGGAUCAAGCAGCCAGCAACUAUAGCUUUGUGGAACUCGCGUCCCAGAAGUACUGCGACUCCCUUGGGCAGGUUCUGGCCGGAGCUGAAAAUGUGUCUUUUGCCGAUGUGGCGAAGAUGUCUGCGGAGCACGAAGAUUCGCUCGCAGAAUCGAAGGAGCUCCCACUGCCUCAGAAGCUCUCGUUGCAGCUGCUUGGGGCUGUGAAGUGUUUGCUGUCCGGCCACGGAAAAUCUGCAACUAUCUGUGACAUUGCCCGUUGUGCCAAGAGAAAGGCAAGUGAUCCAGUUGUGACCGCCCCUAUUCGUUGAUCGCUUUGAAAAAAUGCUAAAAAAAUGUCAUUUC